This is a messenger RNA of Nanorana parkeri, 549 nucleotides long. RefSeq names its product nucleoredoxin-like 2 (gene NXNL2). The coding region runs from base 52 to 522 and encodes 156 amino acids. Gene Ontology annotation, biological process: photoreceptor cell maintenance; sensory perception. The transcript is spliced from 2 exons. Lineage: Eukaryota; Metazoa; Chordata; Amphibia; Anura; Dicroglossidae. The record is from RefSeq and is a predicted model, not a curated record.
ACAAGGAGACAACAGGUGGCACUUCACCCUCUGCCUAUACAUCUAAUUAAAAUGGAUAUAUUUUCUGGACACAUUCUGGUUACUAAAGAUGGUGAGAAGGUGGAUCCUGAGGAAGCUUUGCAGAAUAAAAUAGUUGGCUUGUUUUUCUCGGCGGCAUGGUGUUCACCCUGCAGGGACUUCACCCCUGUGUUGUGUGACUUUUACACUGAGCUGGUGGAAGAGGCUGACCAUCCUGCACCGUUUGAAAUUGUAUUCAUCUCUUCAGAUAGAAGUGCAGAAGACAUGGUGAAUUACAUGCACGACAUGCAUGGAGAAUGGCUGGCGUUACCCUGGCACGAUCCAUACAGACAUGAAUUGAAGAAUAAGUACAAAAUCACAGCUAUACCAAAACUGGUGAUUGUAAAACAAAAUGGAGAUGUGAUCACAGACAAGGGAAGAAAACAAAUACGAGAAAGAGGACUAGCUUGUUUCCGAACAUGGCUUGAAGUGGCAGAUAUCUUUCAGAACUUCACAUGCAAAUGAGGCAUACUGAUCUCUUAUUUUUCAAUA